Molecule: messenger RNA, 1755 nt
Organism: Coniophora puteana RWD-64-598 SS2
Lineage: Eukaryota; Fungi; Basidiomycota; Agaricomycetes; Boletales; Coniophoraceae
Product: glutathione synthase
Exons: 5
Coding region: 45-1637 (530 amino acids)
Biological process (GO): glutathione biosynthetic process
Cellular component (GO): cytosol
Molecular function (GO): glutathione synthase activity; glutathione binding; ATP binding
Source: RefSeq, a predicted model, not a curated record
CGAUUGCAUAGACAGAAACCAACAGAAACGACCGACACUCGACUAUGACCAAGUUCGACUUCGCAUCCUGGCCACCCGCAUUAACCAGAGAGCAGCUCGAGGCACUCACUCUUGCAGCAACGACAUACUCACUCUCCCAUGGCCUCCUAUACCUCCCACCAGCGCCGACCCAGCCGCCAGCGCCGACAAGCGCGAUCCACGCGCCGAUCUCGCUCUUCCCCGCGCCCGUCCCGCGACGGCUGUUUACCGAGGCCGUCGCGCUGCAGUCGGUAUACAAUGUCCUCUACGCGCGCAUCGCGAUGGACACGGAGUUCUUGGAUAGCGUGAUGGGAGCAGAGGUGGGCGUGGGGAGGGCAGACGAGUUCGUCGGAACGCUGUGGAAGGGAUGGAAGGCGAUUCGCGAGGAGGGCGUUGUCCAGCCUUUGCAGCUUGGAUUGUUCCGGUCGGAUUACCUACUUCACACAGAGUCGGAGGGAGGGUCGCUGUCGCUGAAGCAGGUCGAGUUCAACACUAUCUCGUCGUCUUUUGGUACGCUAUCGGAGCGUGCGGCUGCGAUGCAUAGGCACCUCCAUGCGUCGACGGAGUACUACGGCUUAUCAUCACACCUUACCGCGGAUAACUUCCCUUCCAACAACACAACUGCUGGACUCGCAGAGGGCUUAGCUCAGGCACAUCAACACUACGGGGCCUCUGGUUCGCGAAUACUAUUCGUAAUCCAGCCGAACGAGCGCAACGUCUUCGACCAACGUUGGCUCGAGUACGAGCUCCUCAAGACGCACGAUAUCCACAUCAUCCGCCAAACCUUCGCCCAGCUCGCCACUUCCGCCACCCUCUCCUCCCCGGACCGCAAGCUCCUCGUAAACGGCCACGAGAUCUCCACCGUCUACUUCCGCGCUGGCUACGUGCCCACCGACUACCCCGAUCCCUCGUACUACCAAACGCGCUUCCUCCUCGAAAAGAGCCGCGCGAUCAACUGUCCCUCCAUCCCGCUUCAGCUCGCAGGUGGAAAAAAGGUGCAGGAAGCGCUGACGAAACCCGGUGUUCUCGAGCGGUUCCUGUCUGACUCAAAGUGGGGCACGCAGUACAACGACGAGCAGCUGAAGCGCGUCCGCGGAACAUGGAUGGACAUGUGGGCUCUCGACGAAGACGACACGGACGCGCUCAGCUCUGUAUCCGCUCCCUCUCCACCAUCGUCAUCGUCUUCGCCCUCACCCGCAUCCACAUCCUCCACGGAACCAGCGGGCGUCCGUCGCGCCCUCGCCCAGCACGCUUCUCUGGUGCUCAAGCCCCAGCGCGAAGGCGGCGGCAACAACGUGUACAAAUCCUCCAUCCCGCCCUUCCUCGCCACGCUCCCUCCCGCAGAGCGCGAAGCAUGGAUCGCGAUGGCACUGAUCGUCCCGCCCAAAAGCGUAUCUAGCUACCUCGUGCGUGCGGGUGCGGGCGGUACGGAGGGCGCCGUCCGAUCGGAGGUGAUCAGCGAGCUUGGUAUCUUCGGGUGGGCGGUGUUUGGGGGCGGAGAGGUCAAGGGCGAGAAGGAGGUGGGGUGGUUGGUGAGGACGAAGGGGACGGAGAGCGACGAGGGCGGGGUUGCGGCGGGGUUUUCGGUGUUGGAUUCUAUUGUGCUUGUGGAUGAGUAGGGGUGAUGGUUCUGUACAGUGGGUGAUUUGGAUUGUAUGAGGGGUAUCGUGCGGUAGAGAAAAUAGUAUACCAUUCGUUGCUGGAAACCUUUCCAGGACGCAGCUUUUUUGCUUGUCA